This is a messenger RNA of Scheffersomyces amazonensis, 1887 nucleotides long. RefSeq lists its product as uncharacterized. The record is from RefSeq and is a predicted model, not a curated record. Bases 1 to 1887 code for a protein of 628 amino acids. The transcript has a single exon. Lineage: Eukaryota; Fungi; Ascomycota; Pichiomycetes; Serinales; Debaryomycetaceae.
AUGCUUGACCCUUCUUCAGAUUCCAAUCAAUUGAAUGAAUUUCCAUUGAUUGCAAAUAGUGGAGGUUACUUUCUUGAUGAGACUCCAAGCUUUGAUGAAACAUUUUCUAACUCAAAUUAUGGUCAUGAGUCUCCUAAUUUAGCCGUUGGCCAAGUUGGUACAACUGCUUCUAAUACUGGUGCUGUUGCAGGUUCAAAUACUGUUACUAAUAAUGCUUCAUAUAUUAAUGCGAACAUCAGCUCUCCUUAUAAUGUGGGGAAUGUGAAUGCUGGCCAUUCUUAUGUUAACUAUGGAGUCCAAGCACAUCAACAGCAAGCUCAGGGACACAUACAGACACCUGUUCAACCCCAUCAACAAGACCCUCAUUUUGCUCAUCAACAAGUUCAAAACAUAAGUGGUCCACAACAACAACAACAGCAACUUUAUUCAUUCUCUAACAAUACAUCUACUAAUACUACCAAUGACGUAUACAAUAACAAUAGAAUGUUUGCUGCAAAUGGUGUAGAUUAUGACUUGUUAUCUUCUCAUACUCCAAACUUUAAUUAUAAUAUUACUUCAAGUUCUGAUAACACAUACUUCAAUUCAACAUUUUUUGACAAUUCUGGUACUAAUGUUCAUUACUCAGGUGCUUCUAACAAAUAUUACUCCCCACAACCAAUGAACAACAACCCCAUAUCAUCAUCACUUAUGUCAGCUACUUCUAUGUCAUUUGAUAUUAACCAUCACAAUAGUCAAAUACAACCUAACAUUUCCCAGAUAAAUACCAAUGCUACUAAUACUGCUAGUUUUGAUCAUUUAUCGUAUACUCCCCCAUCAACAGCUGGUACUACCUCUACUGGAAACGCUGCUAAUCAAGAGUAUUACAUGAAUCCUCAACUUAAUCAUACUGCAUCUGCACCAUCUUUAUUGGCUGGUUCGUUUAGAAUAAAAGACGAAGACGAAGAAGAUGAUUUAGAAAACUUCAAACCAUCAUCAUCAAAUCAAUUAAUCACACAACAACAUCAUCAAAAAGUUCAAACCAGUUAUGGAUCUCGCAUAGGUGGCAGCAGAAGAUACAGAGUCAUUAGAGGUGUAUCUGCUGGAGGAAGUACCACCAGACCACCAAAACAAUCUAUUGAUAGUGAUGCUAUUUUCUUACCAGUUGAAUUGAGUUUGAAUGGAGCUACAAUUGAAGACAUUUGUUAUCCUCAAUGGUCAAAGCUGGAAAAAGAUGAUGGUCGUCGUAUCAUUAGAAUAGAAAGAGUACAGAAAGGUCCAAAGUUAAUCGCCAACUUUUCAAUUGUUGGCAGUGCUAAUGAAAACCCAACCACAUUACCAGCAGCUAAGAGCGUGGACGUCGUUGAAGUUUCUUGCUUGAAAUGUAAAGUAAGAUUGAAUGAUGAGUACUAUGAUUCUCAAAGCAGUGGUGAUGAAGACAGUCCAAGAAGUGGAGGGUCGCCUAAGAGUUACAUACGAUGCGAAGAUGAUGGAGAGACUUAUCAAUAUUAUAUUACCUCCGUUGAAGUUGUCGAAAUAGUUGAAUUAUUAAUAGGCACUGAAGCCAAAGAUUCAGCUGAGAAAAGAAGAGAAAGAGGUAGAGUAAGAUCAAACUUGGUUCCAUUUUGGUCCAAGAAACCAAUCUCUUCACGUAUGAAUGAUCUGUCAACAGGAAACUCAUCUAAUAACACUCCUACUUUUGGACAUCUGCAAUACCCACAACAACCAACUAAUCAAGACUACCGUGUUGAAUUGGCCAAGAGAAUCAUGGGUUAUGAAAUAAGAAAACCAAGAGGUUUUGAUAAGGAAGUUCGUAUUUUAAGAUGGGAUAAGUUAGUCCCAGCUUUAAAGAGAGCUUUACAGAGUUAUUAUACUGAAAUCCCCCAAAGUGACGCUCACAUUGACUUUUAA